Messenger RNA from Salvelinus fontinalis (brook trout), 8964 nucleotides. RefSeq names its product ATP-sensitive inward rectifier potassium channel 1-like. NCBI's taxonomy places the organism in Eukaryota, Metazoa, Chordata, Actinopteri, Salmoniformes, Salmonidae. Gene Ontology annotation, molecular function: ATP-activated inward rectifier potassium channel activity. Gene Ontology annotation, biological process: potassium ion import across plasma membrane; regulation of monoatomic ion transmembrane transport. Gene Ontology annotation, cellular component: plasma membrane. The coding region runs from base 6771 to 7946 and encodes 391 amino acids. The record is from RefSeq and is a predicted model, not a curated record. The transcript has 3 exons.
UUAAAAGAGUUAGAUGCACUAUUGUAAAGUGGUUGUUCCACUGGAUAUCAUAAGGUGAAUGCACAAAUUUGUAAGUCGCUCUGGAUAAGAGCGUCUGCUAAAUGACUUAAAUGUAAAUGUAAAUGUUGAAGGGGUGUCCAUAUACUUUUGUCCAUCAACUGAUAACUACCAUACUUGUCUCUGUAGUUUUCACAAGCUGUUAGUAAAAAAAGGUAAAUUCAUCAUUUUGUUGUCCUAAUUGAGUUACAAUUACUUACAUUUUUUAUUUAGUUGAGUAGGUCUUCAACAUCAGCCGAUAAAUCAGUGGAGCCAUUUAGUGUUACCUAACUACAUUUUAUGAGUAAUUUAUAAUGUUUUAAUUAUCAUGUAAUUGUUUAUAGUGGCACAUUCAGUCCAGCUUUAAAUGACGUUCAGUUUAUAAAGGCUUCAUAAAGCCUGGCACACGCACUAAAGUGAAGUCAUUUAUAGUCACAUUAAACCCAAUCUCAUUCCCAGACAAUUCCGCCCAAAUGCGCGGAAGAUCUGGUGCACCAACACAUCAAACUAUUUAGGACUUUGUGGCUGUCCUUAAUAAAUCAGCAGAAUGUUAGUAACCUAUGUAAUCUCCUGUAAUACUUUGUUUGAAGUGAGACACCUUCGGUCACUUAUAACACAUCCAUAAAGACACUAUAUCGCAUGAUGCUGUACUUACUUUAAAGUCAGACCCCUUAUGAAUGACAAAACGCAUGCAUAAAUGCCUUAUCAUAUAAAGUCAGACACCUUUGGUCAUUAUGAUGUAAACACAAAUGUAUUAACACUUGGAAUUAUCACUAAGAGCUAACAAGAAUAAACAUUAAAGACAUGUUUAAACCAUACAUUUCCUUUUGAUUUUUACAUUUUCACAACAAUACAAAUACAUUAAGUUUCAAAAAGUUCAGCAAUGUCAUUACAUUGAACAGUACACAGGGCUGUGAAUAGUGUAACUUUUCUCUGAGCUGGCGGACGAAUGUUCUUGCCUCUCUGCCUGCUGGAGGUACUGCAUGUUGGUUCCAACCUUAAAAGUAACAACAAAGAAAGUUAGCAGGUCUGUUAGGAAAUGCCUUUGUCACACCAUCUGGAUAGGGGCAUUUUUGUGCUGCCCAGAAAUACUCUAAAAAUGGGGAGAUAGGGAAACUCCAUUAGAUUCAUAUUAUCAUAUUAUUAUAUUCCUCUUUCAUUUACAAAUUUUAUGAUGUGAAUGACACUAGGCUGUAUAUGACACGAGGCUGUAUAUAUAUUCAUUUUUAUUUUGCUGAGCGUGCUAGCUAUCUAGCUAGCAAUUUCUAUGAAGUCCCCAAAAUUAUUUGAAUUAAAGAUUGAGUUAGCUAUGUAAUCUAACGCAACACUUAACUACUACAAACUAAUUUAAAUUACAAUAAAUAAAGGUGAACUUACUUGUUUUUUUUCUGUCCAGUGGCACUACAAGUGGGCAUUUGAUUUGCAAACUGUGACGAGUGUAGGGCAUGCACACUGAAUUAAAGGGCAACUACACUCAAGAACCAAGAAUCAAAGUUUCUUACAUUUUUCCCCGACCUCAAAAGUCGUCCUCUGAUGUGGUUUAAGCAUUGCUGUGAACACAGAAAACCAAAUGCUGUUGUUUUUCUGAUAAGGUUGAAGUCUGCACCCUCACAGAAAUAUAAUUAGCAUAAUAAAAACAUCCCCAUAAUAAUCUUUCAAGCUGAUGUUUUACGUGAUUCUGUCCAAUUGUGUUUUUUGUUUGUCAUUUAUUUUUUUAACUUAUGUUGUACAUAAUGUUACUGCUACCGUCUCUUAUGACCGAAAAUAACUUAUUGAAAUCAGAACUGCGAUUACUCACCACGAACUGGAAGAAUCCUUUUUUUACGUUAACGAAUCUGACGACGACAUUAUCAACAUACAGCUGGCUGGUUAUACACUAUAUCGGCAGGAUAAAACAGCGGCGUCUGGUAAGACAAGGGUGGGGGACUAUGUAUUUUUGUAAAUAACAGCUGGUGCAUGAUAUCUAAGGAAGUCUCGAAGGUUUUGCUUGCCUGAGGUAGAUUAUCUCAUGAUAAGCUGUAGACCACACUAUCUACCUAGAGAGUUUAUCUGUAUUUUUUUGUAGCUGAUAACAUACCACCACAGACUGAUGCUGGCCCUAAGAUCGCACUAAAUGAGCUGUAUUCCGCCAUAAACAAACAGGAAAACGCUCAACCAGAGGCGGCACUCCUAGUGGCCAGGGACUUUCAUGCAGGGAGACUUAAAUCGGUCUUACCAAAUUUCUAUCAGCAUGUUAAAUGUGCAACCAGAGGGAAAACAAACUCUGGAACACCUUUACUCCACACACAAAGACGCAUACAAAGCUCUCCCUCGCCCUUCAUUUGGCAAAUUUGACCAUAAUUCUAUCCUCCUGAUUCCCGCUUACAAGCAAAAAUUAAAGCAGGAAGCACCAGUGACGAAGUCAAUAAAAAAGUGGUCAGAUGAAGCAGCUGUUUUGCUAGCACAGACUGGAAUAUGUUCCGGGAUUCCUACGAUGGCAUUGAGGAGUACACCACAUCAGUCAUUGGCUUCAUCAAUAAGUGUAUCGAUGACGUUGUCCCCACAGUGACCGUACGUACAUACCACAACCAGAAGCUAUGGAUUACAGGCAACAUCCGCAUUGAGCUAAAGGCUAGAGCUGCAACUUUCAAGGAGCGGGACUCUAACCCGGAAGCUUAUAAGAAAUCCUGCUAUGUCCUCUGACGAACCAACAAACAGGCAAAGCGUCAAUACAGGACUAAGAUCGAAUCGUACUACACCGUCUCCGAUCCUCGUCGGAUGUGGCAGGGUUUACAAACCAUUACAGGCUACAAAGGGAAGCACAGCCGAGAGCUGCCCAGUGACACGAGCUUACCAGAUGAGCUAAACUACAUCUAUACGCCCUAGUAAGCAAAAAUAACACUGAAACAUGCAUGAGAGCACCAGCUGUUCCGGAAGACUGAUCACACUCUCUGCAGCCGAUGUGAGUAAGACCUUUAAACGGGUCAACAUUCACAAGGCCGCAGGGCCAGACGGAUUACCAGGACGUGUACUGCGAGCAUGCGCUGACCAAAUGGCAAGUGUUUUCACUGACAUUUUCAACCUCUCCCUGUCCGAGUCUGUAAUACCAACAUGUUUUAAGCAGACCACCAAGGUAACCUGCAUAAAUGACUAUGUGCUUUGAAAGGCUGGUCAUGGCUUACAUCAACACCAUUAUCCCAGGAACCCUAGACCCACUCCAAUUUUCAUACUGCCUUAAACUUCUUGCCACUAGGGGGGUGCUAUUUCGACAUAGCACAAAUGUGUACCCAAUGUAAACGGCCUCGUACUCAAUUCUUGCUCGUACAAUAUGCAUAUUAUUCUUACUAUUGGAUAGAAAACACUCUCUAGUUUCUAAAACCGUUAGAAUUAUGUCUGUGGGUGAACCAGAACUCUUUCUGCAGCGAAAUCCAUGACAGGAACUGCGAAGGUCUGAAUACGAAGCUAUGCUCUGAGAUCAGUUUUAAGCCCUGUAUGUAUCGUAUGGAUCGACAUGAACUGCACCCGCCUUCCCCUGGAUGUCAGUAACCAAUGAGAAGUGGAAUGGGGUCUCUACGUCAUUCUCAGAGUUUAUAAAUGGCCAAGGAGCGAGAGGACCUCUCUUUUCGACUUUUGCCGUUACGCAAAGCAGGACCUCAGCAUGGCAUUUUGGAACGCUCAGUUAUCGACCUUAAAUAUAUCCGUCUUUAAUUUGAUAUUGGUGUUAGAAACAUCAUAACGAAGUUAUUUUAAACCGAGUUAUAUCAUUUUAUGCGAGUAUAUUGCUAUUUUCGGAAUUUCCUUAGAAUUACGUUUUGGGGAUUUGGGCAUGCGUGACCACAUAGCUACUGUUAGCGGCUAAUUCCGAAGUUGAAGGCCGACGUUUUACAACCAAGCAAGGAUUCUUUUGGACAAAGGACCACUUGGCCAAGAUUCUGAUGGAAGCUCGUCCAAAAGUAAGAGCUAUUUAUGAUGUUAUUCCGUAUUUAUGUGUAAAAAUGUAAACAGAUUUGACCGCAAUUAUUUCGGGACUAGUCUGGCUGUAGCGCACACUGUAUGUCUUGUAACGUUGAUUUUAAAAAUCUAACUCAGCGAUUGCAUUAAGAACUCAUUUGUCUUUCAAUUGCUGUCCAACCUGUAUUUUUUUAGUCAAGUUUAUGAAUAGCUUUCGAUAAGAGUAGGUGCCUUUCCAAGAUGGCGCCGGCCAGAAUGCAUGCCCUGUUGCUACUGAUCACAUUGUAUAACCACGGUGUGUGAUGCUAAAUAUGCACAUUUUCGAACCAACUCUAUAUGAAUUGUGUAAUAUGAUGUUACAGGACUAUCAUCUGAAGAAUUCUGAGAAGGUUAGGGAAAAAAUUAAUAGCGUUUGGUGGUUUAUAACGUUAUUGCUAUUUUUGCCUUGAAUCAAUGCUGCCGUGUGACUGACUAUUGUACUAAGCUAAGAUAACGCUAUAUUGUGUUUUCGCUGCAAAACACUUAGAAAAUCUGACAUAUUGGCUAUAUUCACAUGAUCUGUGUCUUUCAUCUGCUGUACGCUGUGUAUUUUUAAGAAAUGUUUUAUGAUGAGUAAUUAGCUAAUACACGAUGGUCUCUAGUUAUUCUAGUCAUUUUAGUGAUAGUUGUGAUGGGGGCUGCAAUUGUAAACUAUGAUUUCUACCUGAAAUAUGUAAAUUUUUCUAACAAACCCUAUGCUAUACAAUAAAUAUGUUAUCAGACUGUCAUCUGAUGAGGUUUGUUUCUUGGUUAGUGGCUAUUUAUAUCUUUAUUUGGUCGAAUUUGUGAUAGCUACUGAUGCAGUAAGAAAAUGGUGGAGUAAGAAAAUUGUUGUAUUUUGCUAACGUGGUUAGCUAAUAGAUUUACAUAGUGUCUUCCCUGUAAAACAUUUUAAAAAUCAGAGAUGAUGGCUUGAAUCACAAGAUCUGUAUCUUUCAUUUGGUGUCUUGGACUUGUGAUUUCAUGAACAUUUUAUUUUAUGAUAUGCCUGUAACUUUAGGCUAGGCUAUGCUAGUCAGCUUUUGUGAUGGGGGGGAUCCCGGAUCCGGGUUAGGUAGGCGUUAGAGGUUAACAGAUCCACAGAUGAUGCAAUCAAAGAGGACCUAGCACGCCCCCAUUCUCAUCGACGGGGCUGCAGUGGAGCAGGUUGAGAGCUUCAAGUUCCUGGGGUCCACAUCACCAACAAACUAACAUGGUCAAAGCAUACCAAGACAGUUGUAAAGAGGGCACAACAAAACCUAUUCCCCCUCUGGAGAUUUGGCAUGGGUUCUCAGAUCCUCAAAAGGUUCUACAGCUGCAUCAUCGAGAGCAUCCUGACUGGUUGCAUCACUGCCUGGUACGGCAACUGCUCGGCCUCCGACCGCAAGGCACUACAGAGUGUAGAGCGUACUGCCCAGUACAUCACUGGGGCAAAGCUUCCUGCCAUCCAGGACAUCUAUACCAGGCGGAACAUCUAAUCAAAUGGCUACCCAGACUAUUUACAUCCCCCCUCCCUCUUUUACACCGCUGCUACUCUGUUAUCAUCUAUGCAUAGUCACUUUAAUAACUCUACCUACAUGUACAUAUUACCUCGACUAACCGGUGCCCCUGCACAUUUACUCUGUAUCGGUACCCCCCUGUACAUUGUCUCGCUAUUGUUAUUUUACUGCUGCUCUUUAAUUACUUGUUUUUUUCAUUGGAUGCAUCCGCUAAAUGUAUUUAUUUUUUUUAUUCAUAUUUUUUAACUGCAUUGAUGGUUAGGGGCUCAUAAGUAAGCAUUUCACUGUAAGGUGAAAUAUUCAGGAGCAUGUGACUAAUACAAUUUAAUAAAUCCGUUUUUUUCAUUGGAUGCAUCCGCUUAUGUCGCACUUUUGCAUCUGUGGUGAAAAGUGACAGAGCUAGAGUGGUGUUUGUCAGACCAUGAGACAUCCUAGAAAUCGGUCUUAUUUAUUUAUUAAAAUGAUUUGACCAGCCCACCCCAAUAAAAGAUGAUCUGGCCAAUCCGACUAUGUGUUCCACAGUUGAGAAAAAUUGUACUUUCCAAACUCAUUCUGCCACUGGAAACUCGCUCCCUGCCACUCCAGCAUACUUCAUUCUGAUGCAAAUACUAAGAAGGCUGAAGUUUUGAGGAGGAGGGGUGGUUGGGGGACUAGCGAAAAAAAGGGGAAUGCGAUUCAAGGAUUUCUUUGUGUGGGCCUCAAAGUAAAGCCCUAAUGUUCUCAGUGGAGUUGAAAACAACAACAGCAUGAGUGCUGCACUGGUGACAUGGCCCCUUCUCCAAUAGGUGCACCUUCUGUCUACCAUAGUUAUUGUGUGCCUUCUGGCAAACUGUGCGGCCAUGGAAUCCAGAAUAUUACAUUUUUGGAGUUGAGCCUUUACUUGUGGUGGUGGUGGAUACCAUGUACAAUGAGCCACCAGGUCAGGGGGAAGGAGCCACAGCCAACCACAACACCCUGACUGGUGAUGGAGUGAGUGGCUGUACUGGGGACUCUGGAGGAGUGUGUGGUGGGAUGUUGACUUGGAUCUAAGAGCUAAAAUGGUGACGCACUGUCGUAACAUUCCAACUUGCCUCUCUUGUCUGUCUGUAUGAGGGCUGUACACCGUGGCAUGUGGCUGGGAUUAGGACAUUUCCCUGUGGAUUAAAACCUUUGCAACGCCUACAUUGCAACUCACUCUGAGGAGUGUGAGGUCCCAGACUGAUCCUGUCUCUGCAGUUUGGCCCAUGGUUUCACUUAGCAGUGGAACUGCUGCCAGGGAUUAGUUUUGUGGAACAAUUAGAACCACAAAUGUACCCUCACCACUUUGUAGGCUCCAGGAUGUUCCAGUUCGUCCAGAGACACAUCCACGACCACCUGAUGGAGCGCAUAAUCCACCGGACUCGUCUGGUGACCAAAGAUGGCCGCUGCAACAUUGAGUUUGGUAACAUCGAGUACCACAACCAAUUUGCCUACCUGGGGGAUUUCUGGACGACGGUUGUGGAGAUCCGCUGGCGUUUUGUCCUCCUCCUCUUCGUCGCCUCCUUCACAGGCAGCUGGUUCGUCUUCAGCCUUCUGUGGUACUGGAUUGCCAAGAGCAAUGGUGAUCUGAUUGGACAGAACCGCACAGACAGCCACGUCCGUUGUAUAGACAAUGUCAAUGGACUCACCACGGCUUUCCUGUACUCCUUGGAGACCCAGACAACAAUUGGUUAUGGUGGACGGGCACUCACUGGGCACUGCCCUGCCACCGUGGCCCUCAUUGUUGUCCAAUCCCUCAUUGGCGUCUUUGUCAACUGCUUCAUGUGUGGGGUGAUCCUGGCCAAGAUCUCCCUUCCCAAGAAGAGGGCAAAGACAGUGACCUUCAGUAACACAGCGGUCAUCUGCCUGAAGAAGGGCAGCCUGUGCCUGCUUAUCCGAGUGGCCAACCUCCGCAAGACCUUGCUCAUCGGGAGCCAAAUCUACGGCAAGCUGCUUAGGACAACUGUCACGCCGGAAGGCGAGACUAUAAUUCUCGACCAGGUAGGCAUUGACUUUGCAGUGGACGCUGGCAAGGACAACCUGUUUUUUGUCUGCCCGCUGACAUUGUACCACAUCAUCGAUAAGGCCAGUCCGUUUUACGACAUGUCAGCGGACACGCUCCAGCAGCAGGACUUUGAGCUGGUGGUCUUCCUGGACGGGAUGGCCGAGUCCACCAGCUCCGCCUGCCAGGUACGGACCUCCUUCAUCCCCCAGGAGGUCCAAUGGGGAUACAGCUUCCUGCCCAUCAUCUCCCGCACCAAGACAGGCAAGUACCGUGUGGACUUCUCCAACUUCUCCAGAACCGUGCCGGUGACGACCCCACACUGUGUCCAAUGCUUUCAGAGUGAUCCAGACCAACGCAACCACAACAAUAACCAAAGCAACCACCAUAGGAAGCUAGGUAUUGACAACCCCGGAUUCGAGGUGAUUGACAUUCAAGACACAAUGGAUAUCACAAAAAUGUGAGCCGGAGGACAGAGGGUGAAAUUGAAAGUUUCCGCUGUAAACCACAGACUAACAGACAGCAGCCCCCAGGAUGUGGGACGUGGCUCGCCGAGAGAGAUGUGGAUUAAGCACUUGUUUAUGAGAGUAUUCAUGUCCUCUCUAUAGUCCGAUGUGGAUGACAGAAAGCUCACAUUGGAGUCAGGGGCUCAUAGUGAGUCAUAGACAAUGAGCAGGUAGCCCCAGUUCUAAUUACCAGUGAGCCAAAGAAUAAUGUACACCUUGGAUAUGGUGCAAAUCUUUACUUUGCUUCAUGUGAGCAUUGGGUAUUACAUUUGAGUUAAGACCGAACAACUCAGUAUUAUUUACGUCUAUGCCUUUAAAAGACAAAAUAUCAGCCUUUAUGUGUUGUUUAAAAAAAUGACAUUCAAUGCAAAAGACCGAAUAAAUCAAUGAUCCCUGGCUGGAAAAACAACAUUUACAGCAGAGCUGAAAAAAGACAUUGCUAUGUGUUGAGAGGUUCGCUCUUGUCAAUGUUGAACUGGUGUUUUCAAGCUCCGGUAGGAGCUAAACUGUUGAUAAGAACAGCUCAUUACACUCAAAGCACCUUUGUGACAUACAAAGAGUAACUAUUGUACUAGGUACAGUAACUAUUAAAAAGGGCUUUGGUCAUGACCUGAAGGAGAGAGUGGGAGAGAGAGUAAAGCACAGGGGGUAUUCAUGAGAAGCUUAUGACCUGAGCCUGUUUUAAUGAAAUAUGUCAGGGAUGGAGGAAUAACAAUAGGGUAGAACUUGCUUCCCUAGAGUCUUUACAUAGUCUUUUUCUUAACUGGAAUGACAGAGUACAUAGUAUGUGCCAUAACAGAUUCAUCACGUAUGCCUUAAUUCCUUUAGAAUACUGUGAAUAGCUGCUAAUUGCACUGACUGGGAAUAUUAAUGUGACUAAUCUACAUUUUGUAGAUGUCUUAUUUUGUAAUAUUGAGUUACUUGUUCUCAGGGAAUGCAGCAUUCCUGUUUAGAAUAAAUACAUGUUUUUUGACAA